AUGACGAAUGCCUUUCCUUCAGUUUAUGUAUUUGUGCCACAAUACUUUGCGUUUGAUUUAAAUGCAACAAAAAUAAAGGAAAUUUAUGUAAACAGUAACAGUUUUGUAGAAGCUGUUGGUAACGAUAAGUAUUUCAUGUUGCCUCCCACAUUGAAAGCAUGCGAUUUUUCAAAUAAUAAACUGUCGAAGUUCUAUUUUGGAAUGCCUAACUUGUCGAUAUUGGACUUAAGGAAUAACACAUUAGGUGCAUACCUUUCAACGGAAAGAUAUACUAACUCCAGUAAGACCGAACUCAAAGAAGUUGAUUUAUCCCUCAAUCUUAUUCAGGAUUUAUCUUUUGCCAUAUUUCACGGACAUGUUCAUGCAGUAAAAAUAGAUUUGAGCCAAAACAGGUUAACGGAUGUUACUUUCGAUCUUUCUCAUCUCGUUAGUUUAAAAAAAUUGGAUUUAUCAUAUAACAACAUCAGUGGAAUAUCUUCACAAACAUCUAUGAAGACUUUACACAAACUCUCCAAAACAUCCAAGUUGAGAAUAGAUCUAUCAAAUAAUUUAUUGAAAUGUAGCUGUCAAAACCUGAAAUUCUUACAAUGGAUGGACGCAAAUUUAGAUUUGUUUUUACACACGGAUAGAUACACGUGCCUGUUUGAUAACAAUAAUGUAGUUCAAUUGACAAAUGUAAAUGCAAUUGUAAAACAACUUGAAAAGGAAUGCAGCUCGUAUACCACGUUAAUCAUUUGUAUAGCUGUGGGGAUAAUUAUAGCUUGUCUUUUUCUUUCUGCUGGAUUGCUGUACAGGUUUCGAUGGAGGCUACGCUAUCUGUAUUAUAUGACAAGACAUAAGUACAAGGUAUUCCAAAAUAUUCAAUCUAGUACUAAUUACAAAUACGAUGCGUUCAUAUCAUAUGCAAAUGACGAAACAGACUUCGUAGUGAAUGAAGUUAUACCACACUUGGAACGUGAAGAAAGCAUGAAACUCUGUGUACAUCAGCGGGACUUCGUUCCAGGAGAAGAAAUUACACAAAAUAUUACCAACGGAAUUCACCAAAGUAGGUUCACUAUAUGCAUUGUAACGAAAUCAUUUCUUGAUUCUUAUUAUUGCAUGUUUGAAUUUAACAUGGCAAGAAUGGAGAGUAUAUAUUCCAGGGAUGGUCAAAACAUUCUGUUUCUGGUAUUCUAUGAACAACUGCGUCCGAAAGAUCUACCGUUAGUCAUUCUGGAGUUAGUUCAGAAGCAAUCGUACAUCGAGUACCCAAAUGAUGAACAAGGGAAUGUUGUCUUUUGGAAGAAAAUAGCGGAAUCUUUAGGAUCAUCGGAAUAAUCAAGAAAGAUUACUUAAGCUUGACAUUUCAACUUUGUUUGAAAUUUAAUUGUGUGUGGUAUGUGUACUUUCUGUUCUAUUACACCACAAUGCAUCUAAACAAAAACAAUGUAGUAGGUUGAUUUAAGUUCUUAAGCAUUGCCUGAAUAUAUAACACCAUUGAAUUAUUCAUUACUUGUAUGAUAGUUUUUUGUCUUACAUUAUUUAUUGUGUACAUUUUCAUAUUUUAAAAAUCUUUUCUUUUUUAUCCGAACUACAUAAAACAGGUGAAGGUAAAAAAAUUUUGGUUUAAAGGGAGGCAACAACUACAAUGGUACAACAGACACGCUAUAUUAGUUUUGCAAAAAUCAUUACCCUUAAUAUGUAGUAUAUUCUAAACCAAUAUCCCGCAAUGACCGGAUACAAAGGACAAUUGAAAUAGAUGUGUAUGAAUAAUUCAGAGUACAUAGACAUCAUAGUUAU
Messenger RNA from Mytilus californianus (California mussel), 1779 nucleotides. RefSeq names its product toll-like receptor 4. NCBI's taxonomy places the organism in Eukaryota, Metazoa, Mollusca, Bivalvia, Mytilida, Mytilidae. The record is from RefSeq and is a predicted model, not a curated record. Gene Ontology annotation, molecular function: protein binding; transmembrane signaling receptor activity. Gene Ontology annotation, biological process: inflammatory response; immune response; toll-like receptor signaling pathway. The coding region runs from base 1 to 1317 and encodes 438 amino acids. The transcript has a single exon. Gene Ontology annotation, cellular component: membrane.